GUUUUGACCUAUUCAAAAUAUUCAAACUAAUGAAAAAGAGUCGUUGUCCUCUGACGCGUCUCUCUCUAUCUCCUUAGAUUUUCAAAGUUUUCAACAUUCAACAAAAUCAUUAUUUUAAUUUUGCAGAGACGAAUCGAAUCGAUCUCAUCUCCAAAAAUCUUGUAUUCAAAGUUUGAUUUUCUGGGUUUCUUCUGUAUUAUCUCGAUAUUUGAAAAAAAUGGCGAAGGAAAUUGAAUCAGCGACAGAUUUAGGUGAUACUAACAUCAAAGGAGUUCUUGUUCAUGGAGGAAGAUAUUUUCAAUACAAUGUUUAUGGAAACUUGUUUGAAGUUUCUAAUAAGUAUGUUCCUCCUAUUCGACCUAUUGGUAGAGGAGCUUACGGUUUUGUCUGUGCUGCAGUAGAUUCGGAGACACACGAAGAGAUUGCGAUAAAGAAGAUAGGUAAAGCCUUUGAUAAUAAAGUAGAUGCAAAGAGAACAUUGAGAGAGAUUAAGCUACUUCGUCAUUUAGAACACGAGAACGUUGUUGUUAUAAAAGAUAUCAUUAGACCACCAAAGAAGGAAGAUUUCGUUGAUGUUUAUAUAGUUUUUGAGUUAAUGGAUACUGAUCUUCAUCAGAUUAUUCGAUCAAACCAAUCUUUGAAUGAUGAUCAUUGUCAGUACUUCUUGUAUCAGAUUCUACGAGGACUCAAAUAUAUUCAUUCAGCAAAUGUUUUACAUCGUGACCUUAAGCCGAGUAAUUUGCUUUUGAAUUCGAAUUGCGAUCUUAAGAUUACUGACUUUGGUUUGGCAAGGACUACAUCAGAAACAGAGUAUAUGACAGAGUAUGUUGUAACACGAUGGUACAGAGCACCAGAGCUGCUUCUUAAUAGUUCUGAGUAUACAUCUGCUAUUGAUGUAUGGUCUGUUGGUUGCAUAUUUGCUGAGAUUAUGACAAGGGAACCGCUUUUCCCGGGGAAGGAUUACGUUCAUCAGCUUAAACUUAUCACUGAGUUGAUAGGAUCACCUGAUGGAGCGAGUCUAGAGUUUCUCAGAAGCGCGAACGCGAGAAAAUAUGUUAAGGAGCUACCUAAGUUCCCAAGACAAAACUUUUCAGCUAGGUUUCCUAGUAUGAAUUCUACAGCUAUCGAUCUACUAGAGAAAAUGCUCGUGUUUGAUCCAGUAAAACGUAUCACGGUUGAGGAAGCACUGUGUUAUCCUUACUUGUCAGCUCUUCACGACCUUAACGACGAGCCUGUUUGUUCCAACCAUUUCAGUUUCCAUUUUGAGGAUCCGUCUUCCACUGAAGAAGAGAUAAAGGAGCUUGUGUGGCUCGAAUCUGUGAAGUUCAAUCCUCUGCCGAGCAUUUAAAACAUUAUUUAAGAAGGGGAAAGCAAGUUUUAUACUCUGACAUUGAGCAAAACAAAUUAGUAGUGUUUAAGCUCUGUUUCUCCUUCAUCUCAUGUUGAUCGUUGUUUAAGCUAUUUCACUAGUUAAAAAAGCUGUCUUGCAACUCAAGAAAUUGUUCUAUAAGGAUCCUUGUAACCCAAGACAUAUCUUUAGUAGUUAUGUCCAUUCUUAUUAUCAGGAUGUCUUAGAUAGUGUUCUGUUUCUUCUACAUAUCAUGUUGUUAUCUUGUAACUCAAGAAAUUAAAUUAAAAAGCUAUCUUUGUUUAGACUUGUAUCAUGUCACUUGGAUUGUACUCGUAGAAAAUGGGAAAAACUCGAUGUGUUUAUUCAUCUCCAGCAGUUUCUUCAAGCACUACGUCGAGCUCUUGCAAAUUUUGGUAAUGAACACUAGUUCGAUCC
This is a messenger RNA of Arabidopsis thaliana (thale cress), 1786 nucleotides long. RefSeq names its product MAP kinase 5 (gene MPK5). Gene Ontology annotation, biological process: MAPK cascade; signal transduction. The transcript is spliced from 6 exons. The record is from RefSeq and is marked reviewed. The coding region runs from base 218 to 1348 and encodes 376 amino acids. Lineage: Eukaryota; Viridiplantae; Streptophyta; Magnoliopsida; Brassicales; Brassicaceae. Gene Ontology annotation, molecular function: ATP binding; protein kinase activity; MAP kinase activity.